This is a messenger RNA of Punica granatum (pomegranate), 1662 nucleotides long. Lineage: Eukaryota; Viridiplantae; Streptophyta; Magnoliopsida; Myrtales; Lythraceae. The record is from RefSeq and is a predicted model, not a curated record.
CAUCCAGAGCACAGAGCAGCGUCGUCGUCUUAAGCUUAAAAGCCGCAGAAUAGAAAGGGGAAGAGAGUCGCCCCUCCCCACCUUGCAGAGAGAGUUCCAGAAGAGAGAGAAACUGAUUAAACAGCUCUUCUAGAGAGAGAAACGGGGAAGCAGAGGAGGGAUUCUUCGCAUUUUCCCCCUUCUCACCGCAGCUGCUAACCUACUCAGAUUCCUCAGUCCUGCCUGUAGAGACUGGAGCCGGAUAAGAAAAAGAUUAUCUAUGGAGGGAGGCGCAGGAAGAGGUUUGGAAUGCCAGAAGACUAUGGAUGGGAGGGCGAAUGACGGGAAUGGACCAGAGAAGGAGAUCCCUUCGUGUUGCUUGAAAGCGAGGGCUUCAAUCCCCGAGCUCGAUGCCAAAUGCCACUCAACUGUUGUUUCUGGGUGGUUCUCAGACGCUCCAUCUAGCACUGAUAAACCAUGCAAACAAGUCUACUUCAACAACCCUAUGUGGCCUGGAGAAGCACAUUCGCUGAAGGUUGAAAAAAUACUGUUCCAGGAUAAGUCAGAUUACCAGGAGGUCUUGGUUUUUGAGUCCUUGGCAUACGGGAAGGUUCUCGUUCUUGAUGGCAUUGUCCAAUUGACUGAGAAAGAUGAAUGUGCCUACCAGGAGAUGAUCACCCAUCUGCCCCUUUGUUCAAUUCCUUCCCCGAAGACUGUUCUGGUUGUUGGUGGUGGUGAUGGUGCAGUCCUUAGGGAAAUUUGUCGUCAUGGCUCUGUGGAGCACAUUGACAUUUGUGAGAUAGACAAAAUGGUUAUUGAUGUGUCCAAGAAAUUCUUUCCUGAGCUAGCAAUUGGAUUUGAUGAUCCUCGGGUCAACCUACAUGUUGGUGAUGCGGUUGAAUUUCUGAAGAAUGUGCCUCGAGGGAAGUAUGAUGCAAUCAUUGUUGACUCAUCCGAUCCUGUUGGUCCUGCUCAGGAGUUGGUGGAGAAGCCAUUUUUUGAGACAAUAGCUCGGGCGUUGAGGACUGGUGGUGUUCUUUGUAACAUGGCUGAGAGCAUGUGGCUCCACACGCAUCUUAUUGAAGACAUGAUCUCUAUUUGUCGGGAAACGUUCAAAGGAUCUGUCCAUUAUGCUUGGACCAGUGUGCCUACUUAUCCUAGUGGUGUGAUCGGGUUCCUCUUAUGCUCAACUGAGGGCCCCCCAGUUGAUUUCAUUAAUCCUGUUAACCCAAUUGAGAAAGUAGAAGGAGCAGGGAAACAGUGUCGGGAACUUAGAUUCUACAAUACUGAGAUGCACUCUGCUGCCUUUGCCCUUCCGACGUUUCUGAGGAGGGAGGUGAGAUCGUUGCGCCAUUGAUUCUCCGACUCCAUAAUGCUGAAUCUGUAACUUCCGGGCUGGAUCCACGAUGGUGAACUUCAUUAUUCUCGUACAUGACAUCUGUUCUUGCACGGGAAAAGUAGUAGUUUGAGGUAUUAUUGUCAUUAGUACAUGGCGUAUUUGAAGUGUAUAUGACCGGGACAUCUGCUUUGAGGAUGCAGAACUAUACAUGAAGUAUUUUAGAUAUAACGCGGCGGUAGCAGGCUGAUCAUAUUCGUGUUGUUGCUUCACUCUUUUCUAUUGAAUAACCGGUGAUGGUUUCGGGUUUUUAAUGUUUUCUUUAUCCAUGUCCACUGGAUGUUUCA